Molecule: messenger RNA, 1731 nt
Organism: Colletotrichum orchidophilum
Lineage: Eukaryota; Fungi; Ascomycota; Sordariomycetes; Glomerellales; Glomerellaceae
Product: nucleoporin NUP49/NSP49
Exons: 3
Coding region: 1-1731 (576 amino acids)
Biological process (GO): nucleocytoplasmic transport
Cellular component (GO): nuclear pore
Molecular function (GO): structural constituent of nuclear pore
Source: RefSeq, a predicted model, not a curated record
AUGGAAAUCGAGGCUGCACAGCGGGGCUCGGCGGACGGUGAAAUGGUGGACCGACUGGCCAAUGAGAAGCCGUCGCAUUCUUCUCAGGCGGACCAGGCAAGAAUCGCUGGGAGAGCUCUGAAAGCUGCCCGUGGCCCGAGCGCUAGAGCAGGUGCUGCAGCCGCCAAUUCUUUCGCGUUGACGACCGCGCAGCUGCCCGCAGCAACAAAUAAUUCAACCAAGCAAGGCCAUCAACAACCGACGCCAGUUUCCCACCCAUCCCCGGCCUCGAGAACUGUUUUGCCUGCUCCUUGCAACAGCACACUUGGAUAUCCCGAACUCGAACUCGAACUCGGCGGACUCGAGGUCUCCUUCGAAAUGUUUGGACGAUCUGCGAGCGCCACCGCUGGUGGCUUGAGCAUCAACACUGGUGCCGCCAAUGCAGGUGCUGGUCCCUCUUCGACUCCCGCAGCUGGGGGAGGACUCUUUGGGAGCUCCACGGCAACGACACAGCCUGCCACGGGCGGCGGACUUUUCGGCGGCACUUCGACGGCAGGAGGAGGACUCUUUGGCAACAAGCCUUCAACACCACAACAACCAGCGACCGGUGGCCUCUUUGGCUCGGCUCAAACCCAGCAACCGCAGCAACAGCAAAGCAGCGGCGGCCUGUUUGGAGCGAACCAGACUCAACAACAACAGCCUCAGCAGCAGACCGGAGGAUUGUUUGGAGCGGCUCAGACCCAGCAACAACAACCGCAGCAGCAGCAGCAAAGUGGAGGUCUUUUUGGUGCAAAUCAGGCCAAGCCGGCGACGGGCGGCCUCUUUGGCCAGAGCACAGCGCAGCCUCAGCAACAACAGUCUACAGGAGGAGGUCUCUUUGGCGGCGGCAACACACAGCAAACCCCGCAGAACCAAGGUACGGGGGGCGGCCUAUUUGGACAGAGCCAAGCUCAAACCCAGCCGAAGCCCGGUGGUCUUUUCGGCCAAUCUCAGCCGGCAGGAAGUUCUGCUCCCGGCUUAACUAUGGGUCAGUCGACGACACAGCAGAGCGUUCCUGGCGUACGAGUAGAUAUGUCAAAUAUCAAGGGCACGACUCGAUUCAACGAUCUCGAACAGUCCAUUCAGUCCGAAAUGGAGAACUGCGACCUCAUGAUCCAACGCUUCAUGGCGCACGCUUCCGAAAUCCGAGGCUUCAUGGCCGCCCACGGCGGUGACCUUGCACAACUCACCAACGACGUCAACUGGCUCCAGCGCAAGUACGAGGGCGUCAAGACGACUCUGGACGAGGAUAUUGUCACCUUGGGACACCUCAAGGACCUGGUCAAGUCCGACGCGGACAUUGCCAAGAUGGCCUUCGCGGGCGCCGACCAGCUGAAGCUGCCCGCACACUACCACCAGACCUGGCUCACCCGCGGCGGACCAGGGGGCAACACGACCAAUGGCAACCAAGAUCGCAAUCUGGAAGACGUCCUCACCCUCUUCUCCAACGAGGCCGACCGUCUGAAGGAGCUGAGCCAGUUCCAGGUCCAGAAGAUCAAGGAGAUGGAGCAGCACAUGCCCGGCGUCGAGCACGGCCUCUACGAGCGCGUGCGGUCCCUGCGGGACCAGACCCAGGUGCCAGCCUUCAACAUGGUCCUCGACUUGCUGGAGACGAUCAAGAUGAUGGGCGACAAGAUUUACGAGGCUGCGGGUAGCAUUGUCGACGUGCGGGAAAAGCUUACCCAGCUCCAGCGCCAAUAUCCCACCAAAUGA